This is a messenger RNA of Xiphias gladius (swordfish), 3683 nucleotides long. Its product is annotated as WD repeat containing planar cell polarity effector. Bases 809 to 2905 code for a protein of 698 amino acids. Gene Ontology annotation, cellular component: axonemal basal plate. Gene Ontology annotation, biological process: nervous system development; cilium organization; establishment of protein localization. Gene Ontology annotation, molecular function: protein binding. The transcript has 20 exons. Lineage: Eukaryota; Metazoa; Chordata; Actinopteri; Istiophoriformes; Xiphiidae. The record is from RefSeq and is a predicted model, not a curated record.
ACUGAGGAUCCCGGGAGUUGUAGUUUUUGAUAGUUUAUAUAGUCCUUUAUCGAAAAGAACAAGCUAGUCUCAACAAGUUAUUCCGUAGAUAGUUAAAGGAAACAUCGCUUUCUUUGAUACUGUUAUUACCCAGGCUGUACAAACAGGUGUCUACAUGAUAUCGCCAUUUAAUGAGUUAGGUGGUUGACGUACAGGGUCGCCAAUGAGCUAGCUGGUUAGCAUAGCCUUUAAAGUACCGUUUGUAGUUGCUAAGCGACCUGUAUCCAGGGGCAGCAGAGAUCCAGCUAGCAUCGAGAGCACGAUUUGUUAGUUACUUUUGAUCAGCUACUAAUUAGAAAUAGAGAGAGAAGACCAACAUUAGUGAUUAGAUCGACCGAACAGCGACUAAUGGUGUUAACAAACUCUAUCCAAGUGUAAUGAAAUGGUUAAACGUAACCGUUUUCAGUGCAAAGCAAGUUGUUAAGUUUGUAUAAUGCUAACUACCCGGAGCAAACACCGAUUAAUGACAUUCACAUGUCCUAAUCAGACCAAAUUGGCUGACUGUAAGUGUUUACAUUGAAAAGCAGGAGUUAAGUUUUGCAGUUACCGUAACGUUAAGUUUACAGGAAACACUUACGCUGAGCAGCAUCGGAGAGAGCACGAAAACUUUUACAGUCCUCGUCAGUGAGAUAAUCGAGUGGAGCUCCAGAUCUGGACCAGGGCCCUCACAGACCCUUGGGUGAUCACCAAAUUUGAACACAAUUGUUUAUGAGCUCAAUUGGGUUUCAGCGUAAACGACACUCCUACUCGGGUUACGCUCCUCCGUCAGAUGGCGGUCUGCCUGGCUGAGCUGCACUUGUGGUCCACCAAGAGCUCACUCCAAGUCAGAGAUACAGAUAUUGGCACCUAUCAGUACUAUGAUAAAGGAGAGCCAGUCAUUUCCUUGGAGCAUCACUACUACAAUGAGAAAAUCCAGUUCUGUGAUGCUCGAGGCUAUUCAUGGACCCCCAGGAACCGCCGACCAGAGAAGCUACGCGAUUCGCUGAAGGAGUUUGAGGAACUGUUGCAAACCAACACCUGUGUUCACACCAGAUGGAGAAACAAGCGUUGCUGCCAGCUGAUCCUGAGCAGUGGAGUACUGGUGACCCUGAACCUAAAUGGACCUCAACUUGAACAAGUGUGUGUAGACCGCACAUUAGUGGGCCGACUACCAGCCAACACCGCCACUGAUGCGGUGCUGAGCGAUAGGCUGAUUCUGCUCUCCUUCCUGGAGCAGAGCCAAGUGGCUGCAGUCCACCUCAACAGAAAGAACCAGGACUCCCCAGAGAGUGGCAGGCGAACAGACAAACUCUCACCCUCUGAAAUCAAGGUGUCGUGUGUUGAAGUGAGCGGAUGGGGUCGUAGGCUUCACAGACGUGUGGGUCUCAACCGUAUCCAGGAUGUGGUGCUCUGCUGGUGGAACCUGGAUGAGUCCAGUGAGGAGCUGUGGCCCUGGGCUCCCACAAACACGCACAGGAAUAACCUGGUCCUCCUCAGCUGUUCACCUACUGAAGGCCUCAAGGUCCUUAGCUCUGUCCGGACAGAAGGCAAUCUCCUGGACUGCGGCUUCAGCCUGCUCCAGCCCUACCAGCUGCUAACAGUGGAGCUACCUGCAUUACCCCAAGGGUCCCGAGAAGGGCCCUGGGCUGACACCUGUGUGUAUGAAUGUGCUCGAGGGCGCCUGCACCGCCUGUCUGUCACCCGCAUCCCGCUGCCAUCCUGGCCCAUUUCCUGCUCACGUCACCCCUCUGAAACCACACUCCUCAUGGGUUUAAGUGACUCCAUCUUGGUCCUGUACGACCAGCGACGGGGGGUCUCUCUCCUGGCCUCCUGCCCUGCGCCACCCAACGUCCUCACCUGGCACCCUGCUGGGGCUGUGGUCAUGGUAGGGGGAGGCCAGGGAGAGCUGAUGUGCUUUGAUGUGGGCUUGGCACCUGUGAACAUGGCACUGGUAGAAGAGGAGGUAGCUUCAGCUGCCACACUAAGACUAUCUCAGCACCUGCGCUGCUCUGGAGGCCUCGAGGGACUGCAGUGGGGGACAGGCCUGGAAGGUGGUCCGGAGGGGACAGAUAUGCUGAUGUUGGCCUUUCAUGGGGGACCACUAGCAGCCUUGAGAUUCAGACUAGGGGCUCUGACUGGGGGCCAGAUGGGUCCAGGGGAGUGGCUGCAGCAGCGGCUGCUCUGUGGCCAGGUCAGGGAGGCUCUGGGCAUCCUGGAGGCCAUGGACUGGAGCGUCAUGGGAGAUGAAUGCUACCGAGGCCUGAGCUCAGUCACCAACCACCUGCUGAGGCUGGAGCUGAACUUAGAGAGAGAGGCCCAACUAGAAGCAGCCCUGGGUGUGUUUUAUGCUCCACCUGCCCCUUUAUCUGAUACGGUGAUACUGGAGUACAGGGAGCCAAUCAGCAAGUACGCCCGCCGCUUUUUUCACCACCUCCUCAGACACCAGCGCUUUGAGAAGGCCUUCCUCCUCGCUGUAGAUUUGGAAGCCAGAGAUUUAUUCAUGGACCUCCAUUAUGUUGCCAGCGAUAAGGGCGAGGUGGUGCUAGCGGAUGUGGCCAGGAGGAAAGCUAAUGAAAUGGAGGCCCAGGCCAUCGCAGGCAACGAUCUUCCGAGAGGCAGAAACAGUGUGUGCGGUUCCAGCCUCGGCGACAGACGGACCGAGAAGAACCAAAGUGCAACAGGACCGUCGUACUUGGGCACUCCCACAACACAUGUCGACGGUAGAGCCAGUCAGAGGAGACUACAAGCAGAGAGCAUACGUGUGACCGUGAGCCCAGAUGUGUUCAGGACGCUGAGACAAACAGGAGGCAGUGAAGGUGACAGAGACGGUGUGAAUGAAGACGACGACCCCGGGAUGCUUCAUGUGGUCCACUUAGGAAUGGUUUGAAAAAGCUAACUGAUACACGAUAAGAGAUACAAUCAGAACCACUCAUGCAAAAACGGUCCAGCACAGGUUCCAGUUCAUUUCCUGGACAAGUGUGAGCAAAAUGUCAACAGUUUCCAGUCCACCCACUCCCAGACACCUUCACCGGAGCGGGCGAGAGGCCAAAAGGUCAACAGCUGACAACAGGGGACGCGCUGCGAUCGAUCGGCCUAUUGAACGGAGUAUGAAAGCGUCAGACCCUGAGCUCAGGUUAAACCAACACUGAUCACACAACGGUUUAAAUGAUGAACUGGUUCAAUAAUGUCCUUUUUUCAUUAAAUAUCAGAUAUCAGUCAGUUGUGAUGGACUUUCCUUGAAUGCAGCUGAAGGAAAACUGAUGGGAAAUCCUGUGGCGAUAUCGAUUUUGAAUUUUUUUUCCAAUCUUGGCUCCUUAUUUUAAGGCUUUAAGCGUCCCUGUCAGUGUCUUACGGACCUUACCAAUCCUUUGCAAUAACAACAUUUUAGUAAAAGAAAUGAUUACGUGCGGUUUUGUUUUAAGAAAAUGGUCAAAUGUUGAAGUUUUUCAAUAUGGGUUCCGAGUCAGUUUGCUUAAAAAUACAGGGAUCUCGAAAAUGCGUGCUGGAUGAACCCUUAAAUGUGGACUUAAACUGUUUCCAAAGAAUUUAGACCGAUCACCAAAAUAAAAAGGUGUGAGAGAAACUAUUGGACUCAAUUGCGUCGUCAACUCAAUCACUCGUAAACCUUUCCCAAGUCAAAGGAGGAUUUUUGGUUCUCCCUUCAU